UCGCACCGAAUUCUCACUGCAGAGAUCCAGAACCUGGGCUGAACGCGGGAUACGCCUGCCGCCUCACUUGAGCUUCUCGAGGGGCGGUCGUGCGGCAGGAUGAGUGCAGACUCGGACCCGGUGGUCAUCGUCUCGGCGGCGCGCACCAUCAUAGGCUCCUUCAAUGGUGCCUUAUCCACCGUUCCUGUGCAUGACCUGGGCUCAACUGUCAUCAGAGAGGUCCUGAAAAGGGCCGCUGUGGCUCCCGAAGAGGUCUCGGAGGUCAUAUUUGGACACGUUUUGGCAGCAGGCUGUGGGCAGAACCCUGUUCGACAGGCCAGUGUGGGUGCAGGAAUCCCCUACUCUGUUCCUGCGUGGAGCUGCCAAAUGAUCUGCGGGUCAGGCCUGAAAGCUGUGUGCCUUGCAGCCCAGUCAAUAAAGAUAGGAGACUCCAGCAUUGUUGUUGCAGGAGGCAUGGAAAACAUGAGCAAGGCUCCUCAUUUGGUUCAUUUGAGGACGGGAGUCAAGCUUGGGGAAAAACCACUGGUUGACAGUAUACUCUGUGACGGGCUCACCGACGCCUUCCACAACUAUCACAUGGGCAUUACAGCUGAAAAUGUGGCCAAACAAUGGCAAGUGAGCAGAGAGGACCAGGACAAGGUUGCAGUUCUGUCCCAAAACAGGACGGAGAAUGCACAGAAGGCGGGCCGUUUUGACAAAGAGAUCGUACCAGUUUUUGUAUCUUCUAAAAAAGGUCUUACUGAAGUUAAAACAGACGAGUUUCCUCGCCAUGGGAGCAACAUGGAAGCCGUGUCUAAGCUAAAGCCUUGCUUCCUUAUGGAUGGAACGGGAACAGUCACCCCAGCUAAUGCUUCAGGAAUGAAUGACGGUGCUGCAGCAGUGGUUCUUAUGAAGAAGUCUGAAGCUGGCAACCGUGGGCUCACACCCCUAGCACAGAUAGUUUCCUGGGCACAAGCAGGUGUGGAGCCUUCCAUUAUGGGAAUAGGACCAAUUCCAGCAAUAAAGCAAGCUAUUACAAAGGCAGGAUGGUCACUGGAGGAUGUUGAUGUCUUUGAAAUCAAUGAAGCCUUUGCAGCCCUCUCUGUUGCAAUAGCUAAAGAACUUGGAUUAAACCCAGAGAAGGUAAGCAUAAGCAAGCAAUCCUGAGAACGUGCAAAUGAA
Odocoileus virginianus texanus is the source of this 1161-nucleotide messenger RNA. The record is from RefSeq and is a predicted model, not a curated record. NCBI's taxonomy places the organism in Eukaryota, Metazoa, Chordata, Mammalia, Artiodactyla, Cervidae.